AUGCAAGCCAUCCAUUUUCAAAAUAUCUAGCAUAAUUUCAAAUAUCUUAAAAAUUUGAGACUAAAAACCCAAUUACUCAUUUUAAUUAGCUUUUAGAUUAUUUUCAUCAUGACAUUCCUGGUUUUCAGCAAUUACAUCCACACAGCCUUUAUAUAGUUAUUUUUUGCCGAGUCCUCUCAAUAAAUUUACCUCAAAACCUCGAAUUCAUUGCUCAAAACUUAAUUAAAUGAAUAUAAUUCAUACUUCACUUCAUUGUUUCAUACUAGUAAUAAAAUGUAUAUUUAUAAUUAGAUGGACAAACACUGAUAUCAUUCUUCUAACUUUACACAUAUCUUAGAAAUAAAACAUAGACACAUCUGGAUCCUCUAAAUCCUAAGUUUAACAUGAAUUAUGGAGGUGUUAAUGGCAAAAUUCCUAAAUCUAUUUAAUCAAAUAGAAUCGGCGCUUACAACACCACUAUCUCCUGUAUAUGCUAUACUAACAAAUCCAAAUUUCACCAACCUUAUACUCAUGAAGAAUUAAUUAACAUUAAAACUCAGGAAUCGAUGCAGAGUUUUGGCAUGGUUAUUUUCCAGGGUAAAACCACUUUGUAAUCGUUUCUCUAUGGGUAUGUCUAAAGAGAUAACAUUUUAAUGACUUAUCCAUGUUUACAAAGACACGACAUUGCUAACUAUAUUCCUGAAAAUAGAACUUGGUAUAUGGAAGCCAAAAGAAACUUUUAAGCCCAUAAAAUUUAUGAUAAAUACAAUUUUUCGAUAACUUACCCUUACUUACGUAAGUAAUAUUAAAAUGAAUUUAGUGUUUAAGUCAACAAGCGUAGGGUUAUCUAUGGCGAUACCAUUUGUUGAUAGGAAUCUCUCUUUCAUUGGAACUGGUGCUUUUGAUUUGAUUCCAUCCAGUUUAUUAAAAGAAGUCACUCAAUAAUUUGGCAGGGAUUUCACUUCUAUAUUUCUUGCAUCCUUAGACGGAAUACUGAUUAUGCAUCCUUUCAAUAUAACCUCUGAUAAAAUACCACUUUAUUUCUACAAUCAAUCUAUUACUGGGUUUAGCUUAUCAGAUUGGUAAGGAUUGUCUGAUCCUUCAUUCAAAUCAAAUUGCCAGAAUUAAACAACAACCAUGAAUUUUAAGUGUCUUUAUAACUCAUUUUAUAAUUAAGAUAUGUUCGUAAGUUAAUAAAUAUUGCAUGAGUUUAAUAUGUCUGUCAUCGUGUAAAUUAUCUAUUUAUAUUUUAGAUUGGUUAGCAGUUCAGAAUUUAAUAAGUUUUCUGAUGAAUUCAAUUCUAAUUUGCACUCAAAAUUAAAUAUUACAUUUUAGAAUUCAUUAAUUGAACAAGCAAGUCUAUUUGUUUUCCUUAGUUUUCUCAUUUACUUCAUGAUUUCUUAUUUAUUCUAUCCAAUAGAAUUAAUCAUUAAUGCAGCCAUGAAUUAAAUCUAAAAGAAAAAGUACCAAAACAAAAAUUUGAAUACGAUAUUGCAAUCGCUAUUAAGUGUUUAGAUUUUAGACCUCUAUAGAUCAUGUUAACAUUUUAAUAAACUAUUUGAAAGGUUCUCCUUCAAUAAAACUGAAUAGUGUUAAAAAAUUGAAAAUCUAUAAUAUCCUUAAAAAAUAGAAGAAAUUAAAUUGUGUUCUUUUGUAGAUCCUAAGAAAUUAAGAAAACUAGAGGUAUAAUUCCUUUUUAACAAUAGUUUAAAUUACAAAAUCAAUAAAAUGAAAAUUUUAAUUUAGUGAAAUCGUUUAUCAGAUAAGCUUAUUUUUAACUACGACUCAAGUGA
Paramecium octaurelia is the source of this 1772-nucleotide messenger RNA. The record is from the annotation of a GenBank genome assembly. NCBI's taxonomy places the organism in Eukaryota, Ciliophora, Oligohymenophorea, Peniculida, Parameciidae.